ACCUAUUUCGUACAAACACCCAUAUAAAACGUGUGCAAAACAGUAGAAUUAUAUUCGUUACGACAAAGGCCUCCUCGCCUCGUUUGUUGACAUCGCCAAGGCUCUAAUCCUUCAAAUUUUUUGAUCCAUAUAUGCCAGGCUGCCCGCAUAGUAUGAUUGCUGCUUUCGUUUAACAGACAUAGACAGUCAGUGUAGCAGAGCGGCCAGACAUAUCAAGCAUUUUAUCUAUAGCGCUGUCGACGGCCUUCUUAGAUUGGUCUAGUGUAAUUGGUCCUUCAUUUUAUUUUCGGCCAACCGCACUCAAUGACACCGUAGUAUCUUGAAAUUCUGACGACGAAGCGGAUACCCCUGUUAAUCAAAGGGCAAUGUACAAUUUAAGACAUACUUCGGACAUUGUGCCACAAAAGGGCACUACGGGUGCGAGCACAGUACGAAGUCGUCGUCGCUACAACUUCGGCAGUGAGCCCGAUCAUUCCUAUCCAAGCGACAAGUAUUCACAGAAACUGCCGGGAAAUCUUGAGAGAAAACUCGAAACUCCUCCACAGGAUUCCACAGGACGUUUUCUAAGUGCGAGAAGACGAGCAAAGGUAACAAGUUUCACAACAGGCUCUUCAAAACAGAAACCUUUCCGAAAACUACGGCACCUUCUUCAACCAGCUUUUUUGCUAAGGUCUUUCAUUACAAUCCUGUGCGUUGCCGGCUUCGUCUAUCAGAGCGCGGACUUCUUUUUUGGCUUCUUCCGAUUCCCCACAACCACAAAUAUUAGGGUGGAAUCGAUGAAAGACUUAAUUUUUCCCUCUCUGACUAUUUGUAUGGCAAAUUGGGUAAGCCGCGAAAAAGUUUGCAAAUUAAAGGAUCUUCAACUGGAACUCUGUGGUGAGGGAAGCCCCACUUUUCAGGCACUCAUCAAUGCCCUAUGGAACCAGACGCCAAUCAGUGACUUCGCUUUUCGCACCGAGGAGGCGAUCACACACUGCCAUAUGAAACCAACGUCUGGCUGUGAACCGUUCGACUGCAGUCAAAACUGGAAAUUUGCCUAUUCAAGAUUUCCAGAUGCAGUGUGUUACUCUCUUGAUAUGCACGCUAUUGAAGACCCUAAUCAUCCACUAAACAAGUGCAAAUAUCCAUGGGACUACGAACUUAACGUCGUUAUGGGCUGGGAUGAACAGAAUACACUGCAAAUAUCUGAUAUGUUCAAAGCUGACGCUGUACUUCACGAGGCGGAAACCAACUCUGCGGGACAAUUGCACCCAUUAUUCUUUGAACCUGGAGCGCGCUACAUUAUUCUUGUAGAGCAGUUGACAACCUUGGCGCUACCACCGCCAUAUCAGACUCAGUGCAUCGAUUACGACGCUAUGCCGCGCUCGGAAAUGUUCUACGGAAAGAUUACUCAAAAUCUUUGCUACGAAAUGUGCAAGGCCCUAAACUGGGAUCUAUACUGUCGGUGCAUCUCCCCAAGAUAUGCGUAUAGGGACCUUUACUCACGUGUCUGUACUCAGGAGGAGACAAGAAAAUGUGCCAAAAUCGACAUAGAUCAUCACUUCACGGAUCAGUGCAUUCGUCAGUGUCGUCAGCCUUGCAAGGAAGUUACAUAUGAGGUACAGGUAACAGCUCAGGGACAAAAGGAGGGUGAAGCCGCUGCGUAUACAGAAGAUAAGGCAGUCGAGUAUUAUUAUGACGAUAACGGCCUGCCAACGGAUUCGAUGAACGGGACCGAACCUAUUGAGUUAACCAGAAGAGAAUUCAGCCUCACGGUGAUGUUUGCGUCGGAAAAACACACUAUUCUUCAACAUAUGCGCAAAUUUACUUUCAUUGAGGUGUUUGGUUAUUUGGGAGGCUACGUCGGUGUUUGGCUAGGAAUGAGUUUUUUCUCGGUUCUAGAUUACUUCGUCAUCUACCUACGAAGGCAAUGCCGGCAAAGGAAAUACAAUCAUAAGGAGGAAGCGGCAAAAAUCGAACAGGAUCUCCUCACCGAUAGGCAAAGCUUAAAGCGUAAUACAAAUCGAGUCGUUCCAGACGAAAGAUUCUAAGUAGCGUCAUAAUAAGUAAUAGCUUUGAAUUACUUUUGAAGA
Varroa destructor (honeybee mite) is the source of this 2072-nucleotide messenger RNA. Its product is annotated as acid-sensing ion channel 1B-like. Gene Ontology annotation, cellular component: plasma membrane. Lineage: Eukaryota; Metazoa; Arthropoda; Arachnida; Mesostigmata; Varroidae. The record is from RefSeq and is a predicted model, not a curated record. Gene Ontology annotation, biological process: sodium ion transmembrane transport. Gene Ontology annotation, molecular function: ligand-gated sodium channel activity.